Messenger RNA from Macroventuria anomochaeta, 469 nucleotides. RefSeq lists its product as uncharacterized. The record is from RefSeq and is a predicted model, not a curated record. The coding region runs from base 60 to 227 and encodes 55 amino acids. NCBI's taxonomy places the organism in Eukaryota, Fungi, Ascomycota, Dothideomycetes, Pleosporales, Didymellaceae. The transcript has a single exon.
AUUGGAUACUUGACAAGGACUCACGUGCACAACCUCCCUCCCAUCCUCGCAUACAAGAAAUGGCCACCUGGCUCCUCCACAUGAACAGUGACUACAAGCCUCUUGGGCAACUAUGGGUACCCCAUUUCAUCAACCGCAACCCACGUGUCGCAUCUAUAGUUGGCCAGAUGAUUGAGAGCGCACGUACUACAGCAGCAAACUACGAGACAAUCCGCGCCUUUCUUUAGCUGUUUGAGCGGACGAGAGUCGAACUAGGCAUACAGUAUGAAGAUACGUGGAAUAUGGAUGAGACUGGGUGCGCACUAGGGGUAUGUACAAACACCCAGGUACUUGCAAGCUCUGUGAAAAAGAAGGCUUAUAUCAAACCUCCAGAGGAUUGUGAGUGGGUAUCAAUCAUCGAGACAAUAUCUGCCACCGGCAUCAAGCUUCAAUGCCUAGUCAUCUUCAAGGGCAAGCAUCUACAAUCCAC